UCUCUUUUGUAACCACCCACUUGAACCGGAACCUUUUCUCGGGAUUUGCAGCCCUCCCUAUCGGUCUAUCGCCCUGACAGCCAGCCACAACACCGACCCACACGCCUCUGUGCGCCCAUCGCCGCCCAUCUCUGCCCGGAGCGGGAUGCGUUCACUUUCACGACGCCUGGCCUAGCUAUGGCAGGUCGGCCCGUUACAUACAGAUGGAAGUGACACAUCCAUCCUCUGUGACAGCCUCUCCGUGGACACCGACGACUGACAGGAUCCAGGGGCGCUGCGGUACGGAUGCACCCUAUGCGCUCUGGUGAGCUACGGUGACCGGCGCGCCUCGGUGGAGCGGGAGACCCGUCGUUUCAAGCCUCUGUUUCGGCGGAAAGGACCGUCCACACCCUCCCCCCCCUUCCCCCGGGGGUCGAUAAAGGGGAACGAUGGGGAGCACGACCUCUUGCUGCGUGUCUGCCAGCCCCAAGCUCCGCAGAAAUGCCCACUCCAGGCUGGAGUCGUACCACCAGGAGUCGGAGCUGAGCAGGGAGGAGACGGGAUGCAACCUGCAGCACAUCAGCGACAGGGAGAACGUCGACGAGUUGAACAUGGAGUACAAUCCAUCGGACCAUCCGCGGGCCAGCACCAUAUUCCUCAGUAAAUCCCAGAACGACGAGAUGCCCUACAGGAAUGUGCGAGAUAAACGAAAAAGCCUCUUCAUCAAUAAUCAUGGUACAUUGAGGCGGAAAUACAGCUCCUGCUCCACUAUUUUCCUAGAUGACAACACAGCCAGCCAGCCCAACCUCAAAUACACCAUCAAAUGUGUAUCACUGGCAAUUUAUUACCAUAUAAAAAACAGGGACACAGAAGGAGGGAUGCUGCUAGAUAUAUUUGAUGAGAAGCUCCAUCCUCUCACAAAAUCUGAGGUUCCGCGGGACUACGACCAGCAUGACCCAGAGCAGAAGCAGAUCUACCGGUUUGUCAGGACGUUGUUCAGUGCCGCUCAGCUCACUUCUGAGUGUGCCAUCGUCACACUGGUCUACCUGGAGAGGCUCCUGACCUAUGCAGAGAUCGACAUCUGUCCGGGUAACUGGAAGAGAAUCGUUCUGGGUGCUAUCUUGCUUGCCUCCAAGGUCUGGGACGACCAGGCCGUGUGGAACGUCGAUUACUGCCAGAUCCUCAAGGAUAUCACUGUAGAGGACAUGAAUGAGUUGGAGCGCCAGUUUCUGGAGCUGCUGCAGUUCAACAUCAACGUGCCGUCCAGUGUCUACGCCAAGUACUACUUUGACCUGCGAUCGCUUUCAGAGUCCAACAACCUCAGCUUCCCCCUGGAGCCGCUCAGCAGAGACAAGGCCCAAAAACUAGAGGCUAUCUCCAGGCUAUGUGACGACAAGUACAAGGAUGUACGGAGAGCUGCAAGGAAGCGCUCAGCCAGCAUGGACAAUCUAUGUGGGAUCAGAUGGGUUCCUGCAAUCCUCUCCUAACAACUAUUAAUCUGCCAUGUACUGAACACUGGCAUCAGGCUGCAGACACUGGCUGGAUGAGAAAACUACCCAGAUAUUACAAAGACAUGGAGCAGUGAUUGGAACCUGAAAUCAUGCUCUGGUCCUUACACCUUCAAACUGGAGGCAGGAAAGUGAAACCACCAUCUGAGGAGAUGAGGUGAAUGCCAGACAGGUUUCUAACUUAACCUGAUGCCUUCACAGUGCCUCACCCAUUCUGUUCAUGAAAGAGAGAAGAGAGUUCCAGGUUGUUACAUCAGCUGUUAAGAAAGAUCUAGCUUUGGACCAAUCAAGUCCUGGACAAGGCGGCCUUGAAAGCCACCUGCGACAUGGCAUUUUGAACCUGUCUUAAUCUUCUGUGUUUCUGGUUUUGUCCAGAAUAAUCUGUGUCUGGCUAAUUUGAAAUAUUUAAUAUAACCUGCCUUUGAAAUGGCCCUGCAACUUCACAAUGAAACAUAUUAUUUAUUUUACUUGAUUAUGUGAACGGUUGCAGCUGUCUGACCCCAUAGUACCUGCAAAUACAGUAGUGUAGCACUGGAAUUUCUACCGGUUAUUUAUUUCCUUUGACAGGUCUUAGAAUAAUGAAAGUGUUAGCAAGUUUUCUCCUUUGGAAAUCUUUAUAUUCAACGUUUACAGUAUUUCUAGCGUACCUCUCAAUACUCAGGUAGCCUGUUUAUUCUUUUGAUUUAUGGUGAUGCUGAGAGUCGAAACACAAAUUAUGACAAGUGACAAAUUGCAGAUGGAAGGAGCCAGAAUAAUUAAAACAUUGUGACAACAUUCCCCACAGAUGGCACAAAUACAUUCCUACUUUGGGGGCAUAAUCAUGAGCAUGAUCAAACACUGCAUAACAUGAAAUAUAGACCAGAGCACGUUCAGAUUCAAUAUUCAUCUGAUUUUGGUUACAUCUUAACUUCACUUUGUCCAAUUAAAAUUUUAAAAAGCCACAUAGAAGCUUUGAGUAGAGUUAGCCCACCUCUCUGCUGACAUCUAGUGGAUAUUUGAGCAUUGCAAAAAGCUAUUAGUUCAUUUACACACAAAAUUCCAAAAAAUGUAUUGUGGAUGAUUAUUUUGCACCUUACAAAUGUAUUUAGCACAUAAUCAUACUGUUACUGUUACUGUACAACUAAAAGUUGCUGCAAACAGCUGGAUGUACUGGUCUGACAAGCACACUCUGCAGUGGAUGCUGGUCAGUAGAGGGCGUGGGGAGGCCACACAGCACUGCUUGGUUUUUUAUUCAGUAUUAUAGAGCUAGAUAACAGUACAUUACAUCUACAGUACAUUUGGAAAAUCGUAAAUGAAGUAUCUCAUCAAUUAAGUCUCAUGCUCAAUGGCUGCUAACCCAUUGUCUUUAUUUCCUAGCUGACCCCUUCACAGUGCUGUUUGAUUGAUGUUAAACAUUUAACUUAGACUGAAGGAAGACAGUAGAGCCAUGCCUGUAACGCCUGGGUUAAAGGGUUUUGAACAGCUUUCCCAAAUUCCUAAAACCCAAUAACUAAAUAUUCAUAGGAGGCUGACACAUUGCUAAGGAGAAGGGAACAGAAAGUUAACUUUUCAACAGUAGUCUCGACCAAAGAAAAGUGUACAAAGGUGGGUCUGAUCAUAAUAAAAGACCACAAAUCAUUCAAGAGAUCUUGCAGUGAUCUGCUGUGUGACCAGUAACACCAGUGUGUCCUGUUGAUCCGCCCUUAAAAAAAGGCACCAGCCAUGGUGUAUGCCUCUAAAUUCAGAUUACUAAAAGAAGUAAGGCAUGAAGUGUGCUUUCAUUCCACACAAAGGUAUACUUUCAUUACUUUUAAACCCCAGAAUCAUUAUGCUGAACACACACAAAUUGGACAAACAUUUGAAGAACUUCAAAAAAUCAUUUCAGCAUAGAGAACACUUUUCAAUCUGAUGUUAAUUUCUAUCAAGACAAAACCCGACUGCUGAGCCAAGUCUUUAAAGGUGUUGAAACUGCUGAGGAACUGAUUAUUUUGUAUUUCCAUUGUACAUUUAAUUUCAAUCUAAUUGCUACUGGUAAACAACUGAUCAGGUUUUCAUGUUUGUUUCUCAUUUGUCUGAAGCACUAAAAUCUAAUUAUUUUGCAAAAUAACUUUGUACAAUGUAUAAAGAGUUGAAAAAACUGAGACGGGUUCAUUGUGAAUUAUUUAUGGAGGUGUUUUUA
Messenger RNA from Morone saxatilis (striped sea-bass), 3645 nucleotides. Its product is annotated as cyclin-Y. Lineage: Eukaryota; Metazoa; Chordata; Actinopteri; Moronidae. The coding region runs from base 429 to 1466 and encodes 345 amino acids. Gene Ontology annotation, biological process: regulation of canonical Wnt signaling pathway; regulation of cyclin-dependent protein serine/threonine kinase activity. The record is from RefSeq and is a predicted model, not a curated record. Gene Ontology annotation, cellular component: plasma membrane; cytoplasmic cyclin-dependent protein kinase holoenzyme complex. Gene Ontology annotation, molecular function: protein kinase binding; cyclin-dependent protein serine/threonine kinase activator activity. The transcript has 11 exons.